AUGUCGGCCUGGGACAAAACAAAGCAUGGCAGCAAAGCUGCAUUUGAUAAAGCGUGGGCUGGAUUCGAGAGACUUGGCGUUCCCGUCAACAAACUCACGAACAAAAUCGGGUCCGAAGCUUUCUGGCCCACGACACUCGACCACGAAUCAGACAAAGCAGCUCGAAUCCUGAAAUCAUUCUGCAAAGAUGGCUUCUACAAGGAGGAACCCGAUUCCCCAACUAGAAAAGGUCCAAAAAACAAACCCAAAGUACUCGUCAAGAUCCCUCAGAAGGUGAUCCAAAACUGUGUCGGACUUGCAAUCUUCACUGUCAUGCGAACUGGGUUGUGGGUUUCUGGAGCUGGAGGUUCCGGUGUAUUGAUCGCAAGAAAGGAAGACGGCAGCUGGUCGCCCCCCUCCGGCAUCCUCAUCCACACCCUGGGUGUUGGUUUCAUGGCUGGCAUUGAUAUUUACGACUGUGUGGUUGUUAUCAAUGAUCGGAAAGCACUGGAAGCCUUCAGCAAAAUCCGUGUUUCGCUUGGUGGGGAAAUCAGCGUAGUUGCUGGUCCAGUGGGAGCCGGCGGAGUCAUCGAGUCGGAAGUGAUGAAGGACCGCAAGCCAUUGUGGAGUUACAUGAAGAGCCGUGGCUUGUAUGGAGGCAUUCAACUUGAUGGCACGAUCAUCGUGGAGAGGAGCGACGAGAAUGCACGGUUCUACGGGGAGCGUCUUCCGAUCUCUCAAAUUCUUUCCGGAAAAGUCAAAAGAGUCCCCGCCGAGACGAGGAUGUUGAUAGAAGUUGCGAAGCAGGCACAAGGAAGGACAGACGUCGAUCCCGUGGUGUUGGAGCAUGCAGCUCAACAACCUCCACCUUCAGAUUUUCCGGUUGAAAAAGUUAACGAGCCAACCCAGGCACAGAUGAAUCAAUUUGCACCACCUGCGAGUUUCCACGACCAAGCACCAUAUUUUCCGCCUCCUCCGAAUGCUCAAGGCCAAUAUCAAUCUCACUUUUCUGAGGGCCAGACUUCAGCAUACCCCCCUCGACCAACUUCACAAGGUGAAUCUCAAUACUCCACACUGCCGCAUGAUGGCCAAGUACUACACUACCCACCGCCCCCAGGAGGUCCCCCAGGAUAUGCAUCUUCGUCAGGCGGCGAUCAAAUUAUAAUCUCAGGAGGCCCUCCAACACACGAUCAGAAAGAAAGCUACGGUCCAAGAUAUUCUUAG
Hyaloscypha bicolor E is the source of this 1203-nucleotide messenger RNA. Its product is annotated as DUF500-domain-containing protein. NCBI's taxonomy places the organism in Eukaryota, Fungi, Ascomycota, Leotiomycetes, Helotiales, Hyaloscyphaceae. Gene Ontology annotation, molecular function: phosphatidylinositol binding. The transcript has 2 exons. The record is from RefSeq and is a predicted model, not a curated record. The coding region runs from base 1 to 1203 and encodes 400 amino acids.